AUAUGCAUGCUGCCGAUGUAAGGGGGGACAAAGAGAGCUGCAUUAUGCAUGCAUGAGUACGCUGCCCAUAGCUGCGAAUGCCGAGGAUACCCCUGCUUUUUCGAGUGCUAUAAAUAGCUGUGGGUGUCUGUGUGUAGUCUGUGUAUGGAGAGAUGUGGAAGGAGGCACCUUAUUUUUCAUGUGUGUGCCAUAAAAUUAAUACCAGCUAAUGAAUUUCAUUUUUUUCAUACAUGCAGCCAGUCGCAGGGGCUUGUUUGUGUAUGUAUCUGUGCAUAUAAGCUUCUGGAAUUGGAGCUCCGGUCUGAUCAAGGUUAAAAAUUCAACAGAGUCCGGCAUGGUAUUCAAAGCUGGAAUAUAUUAGUAUGGUUUUCCCAUACAAAGCCUCCAGGGGGGUACAGGGAUAAUUUUGCGAGUGUGUCCACUAUAGUCGGGCAUGGUUCUGCAGACAUGUGUGUGUGUUUGUGUGUGUAUGUGUGAGAUUUGUAUACUGAAGGAAAGACAGGGAAAGAAAUGGAGAGAGCAGGUUAGAGAGGGCUAGUCAGUGAAUUUGGGCAGAAAAUUUGCUGGUAGAAGGUUGCAGGAAGCCGGUUGGCUGACAGAGUGCCUUUGCUGCAUAGCUAGCUGUAGGUAGUAUGGUGGAGUUGAGGUCUCUAGCUCACAAGCCAUACCAUACAAUAUUGUAUGUUCAUGUAAGGCAUGAAUGAAGACAGAGCUGCUCAAAAGCUUGGGCUAGUAUGACGGACGGACGUGGUAUAUUUACUGACGCCCUGGUUCAUUACAUUCACCUUGUACACUGUAUAGAUUGAGGGUAAUCUUUGACUUUGGCACAGGCAGACAGCCAGGCCAAGCCAGGAUAGGCUAGCCAGCUCCAGAACAGAAGGGUGUACCAGAGGUGUGCAUGCAUGGGAUUUUAUUUGGAAUAAACACAGCUGUCUUGGACUUUGGUAUAUUUACUUGGAUUUAUCAUGAGAUACAAAUACGUUUUUGAGGCCUGCGAAUCACAGAGACUGUGCUAUAUCUGCUUGAAACCUUGAUGAGCACACAGUACCUUAUAAUUUGCUUUUGGAGAUUAUUAGGACCAUAUGAAGAGCUACAUUUGCUUAGCGUGUACCGUUGUUAAUACAAGUUUGCUUCAUUUGUUGUUCGUGUCUUUCAACAAUAACAUUAACAAUAUUGCAUCAUAGAUGAAGGCUUGUGCCAUCAUCCACACAUUUUUGUCUCAUUGUGGAUUCUUGUAAUGCCAGGACUUUCAUUUCUACCAACUUUGAACAGCACUGACUAUAGUUCAGACUUGAUGAAAAUAGCAUAAAUAUGUUUCAUAUAUUUCAAGCAGUUGCAAUUGGAAAUUGCUAAUCGUGUCAACAGAAACUAGCCCCAGCUCCAUGUGGACAUUACUUCCGUCUUGGAAAUCUAGCUUUGAUUGUUGAGGGGGGGACAGACGAAACAAAAAAAACCCAGGCCAUCCCAUAAAUCUUAAUUCAUCGAAAACAUAAGCCAGGGUCUACCCUUAGAGAGAGAGAGAGGGAGAGGGAAUAGAGAAGACAAAAAGUGAGAGCGUAUGAUGUGUAUGGCUCUCACUGUCAGCUGAGAGAAGACUGUAGCCUACUCAUUGUGCGGUGUGAAACUAUGAAUUGCAUUGGAUAGCUGCCAAAGAAGGAGGGGAUUUCUCUUCUCUCCACUACUACUACUACUACUACGACUACACUCCAGACAGCUGUGUGUAGGGAGGGAUGUGUGUGUCCUGCGUGCCGCCGCAAAGCAGUGCACCACGUCUAGUAUACCGGUGGUGCUGUGUAUGUACCGUCCAGUUAUACAUGUGCCUGCCCUGUUUUAUAGGCUUUUUUAUUUAGAUGGGCAUUUAAAAAUACCAUGCAGACCUCCCUAUCCUUGGUAGAUAUCGAAGAGCCCCUCCCCUUUUUGUAGAGCACAUAGUAAAGACCCUGUAGGAAUACACACAUAUGACCGGGAUAGAACUUGAAACUAGGCUUGGCACCGGUUCAUGUUAAUGUUUUGAAAGCAUAUUUGUUGUGUGCCUUUGCUUUGGCAGUGUUGUCAGGUACAUGCCAUCAAACUCAGGGUUCAUUCGCUGGCCAGGGUUCUAAUAUUAAGUCGCCUCCCCUGCCUGCCUGCCUGCCCAAACAUGACUGUUGUUAUUGUUAUACAUGCAAACAUCGCCUGGGCUGGGCCCCUGUAAAAUGUGCACAAUGCUCUAAAGCUGUCCAUGCAAUGCUUUUAUAGGGGGAGAGGUCGAAUUAUAAGCUUCUUUAAUACAACAGACAUCGCUCUAUAGAAAAUGACCCAGAGACUCUAGAGGAUUAGCUGUCCACCCAUCACAUUCAUCGGUCAAGCGUGGGUAUUUAGUGGUCAAGGUAUUUGCAUAACAAGUACAGUGGACCGGGUCCUUGGUGCUGAAGCCACGGGUCAAGCUGACCGCUGUAGACUCGACUGGACAUUUGUUCUGGACCAUCAUCACUUACAGUGGAUAUAAAUAUAUACCGGUAGGCUUGUAUGCCAGGGACGAACAGGAUAAACUUUAUGAGUGCCAAGUUGAGACCUAAAAGCGGAGAAAGAAGGACUGUUAGGCGUCAACUCGUUUAGGGCAGUGCGAGCUUUCCAGCAGGUCCUCUACAUUGAUCCUGGGUUCAGCCGAGCCAAUGAGGUACAUCUGCGCCUGGGUCACAUGUUCAAAGUGAACUCGGACUUUGAUUCAAGUCUCAAGCAUUACCAGUUGGCUUUGAUCGACAAUAGCCCCUGCACCCUCUCCAAACCUCAAAUUAAAUUUCAUAUAGCACACUUGAAUGAGGUGCAGCAGAACAAACACAAGAACGCCAAGGAAUCGUACGAAGCCAUCCUGCUUCAGGACCCUCUACCGGAAGGCCUGAAAGCGACAACAUUCAGACAACUCGGUUGGCUGUACCACAGCUCAGACCAGCUUGGUGACAAGACCUCCAGGGAAACCCUGGCCAUCCAGAACCUCCUCAAGUCCCUUGAAGUUGAGCCCAACAGCGGCCAGUCCUGGUACCUCCUGGGUCGCUGCUACUCCAACAUCGGCAAGGUGCAUGAUGCCUUUGUCUCCUAUCGCCACUCCAUAGACAAGUCAGAGGCCAAUGCAGACACCUGGUGCUCAAUAGGUGUCUUAUACCAGCAGCAGAACCAGCCUAUGGAUGCACUGCAGGCCUACAUCUGUGCCGUGCAGCUAGACAAGUCCCACACUGCAGCGUGGACCGAUCUGGGCAUCCUAUACGAGGCCUGCAAUCAACCCAGGGAUGCCCUGACGUGUUACAUCAACGCUUCCAAGAGCUCCAAGGUAGCAGUGGCAGCAGCACUCUCCAAGCGGAUUAAACUCCUGCAGGCUCAGGUCAACAGCAUGCAUCAUCCUAAUAUGCAAAACAAAAGUAAGACACUGCCUAGUAUAGAGGAGGCAUGGAGUCUUCCUAUUCCAGCUGAGCUUACCUCUAGACAAGGCAACCUUGCCAUUCAACAGGCCCGUUUGCUGCAUCCUGCUGGAGGCACCAAAAUGAUGCCCCCUCCCCCGUACCCGGGUCACGGUGCAAACAGCCAGUUCGGUGCCACCCUUCCUGGCACCGCUGGCCAACCCAACAGCACCCCAUCCUCUCAAGCUCAGGUCAACGCCCAGCCAGGCAACCCAAGCAAGCGCAGGAAAAACUCAAACAGCAAGAAAAAACCUCGGUCUUCCACCUCCGUCGCUGAACUGCUGCAACAACAACAACUGCAGCAGCAGCAACGAGAGCAGCAACAGCAACAGCAGCAAGCAGGCAGCCUGGCGACACCUCAGCAACCACAGCCAUUGCAGUCGACGGGUCAAGGAACCCUUCCCGGCCUGCCCAACAGCGCCAGGAGCACACCCGAACCAAUACGGGAUGGCAGCAGUGGGAUGCAACAGCCACAGCCUUCGGUGAACCAGCAGCAGCAGCAGCAGCAGGUCUCGACACCCUCGUUCUACCUGACAGCACAGCAGAUCCAGUUGAUGCAUCAGCUGCAGCAGAACCAGGGAAGCCUCACCCCGGAGCAGCAGAUAGUCCUGCAGCAGUUCCAACAUAAUUUCUGGAUGAUGCAGCAACAUCAGCAGCAGAUGCUGAAGAUCCAACAGAUCCAGAGGCAUCAGCUACCGCUCUCGCAAUCCCCCUCGCUCCCCCACCAGGGUGGUCCACCCGCUGGCACACCCACCUCAACCAUGCUGCAUGGGCUCACACCAGGGGAUCCCCACAUCACCACAGCAGCCCAAUCCGUCAGUAGCCUUAUCAACCAGACUAGUAUCAACACCUUGCCGGGCUCAGUGAAUUCCAUGGGAAACGGUAUCCCGAACAUGACGACACAGCCUGGAAAUGCCUCGAGCACAGUUGCCAGUUUGUUGCAGCAGCAUCAGCAACAGCAGCAGCAACACGGUGGUAGCCAGCAGGGUCUUAAUGCGCUUGCCCAACAGCACCAGGAUGUGAACGUCCUGCAGUCCGUCUCGCCAGACUUUUUCCAUUUGCAGAAAUCGCAGCAACCUCAGGAGAUGUCUCAUGGUCUGUUCAAUAACCAGCUCCUCGGCAGCCCCAUGCAUUCAGGGACAUCACAGGUAUCUUUAUCAGGAGUGUCCUCUCCGCUGCAUACCCCUAAGGGGUUACUUUCCCCUGUGUCCUCAAAUUCAAUGAGCCCUCGUCAUGUGGGGAGUUCCCCUGCCUCACAGAACAUGCUGGAUUUUCCUGCUCCAAAUGUGGUCGCCCCUCAGAACCUUGACAUGAGCCACAAACUCAAGGAGUUUAAAUCCAGAACUGGCGCAUCGGAAAUGAGACCGAACCUCAUGUCGCCGCAGGAAAUUGCUGACAACAUGCUCGCGCAGCUCUCGCAGGGAGAUCCUGCCAACAAGCCUGCGACCUCUUCCGCGUACGGGUCAUCCCCGACAAAUCGGACUGCUCAUUCUUUACCGAGCCAUGCUCAAAACAGGACAAACCUAGACAUGCCUUGUGGCGUGAGUAGUGCCGCGAGUGGGUUGCCAACGAGUGUGGACGGCACGAAAGACAAUGUGUUUAAGACGCCGCUUCCUGUUUCCACACCCAACCAGUUUCAAGCAUCAUUCCAGUCGGCUCUCGCUGAGAAGCAAGCGGCCGGGACAACAAAUAGCACGUCCUUGUUGGAUGGACUUCGGUGUUCAUCAGAGCUUUCCAGUGAUCUUCAAGACACACAGGGUAACAGGCAACGAGUCGAGGAUGGAGAGGUUCUGCAACAGAACCAUGUCUCUGACAACCACUUUGAUCAGGUCCUGAAUGUGAACACUUCUCUCAACUCUGCCACCGUCAAGUCCCUGACGUCCGCCCCAUCUCCGUCAUCCCUCUCCAUUUACGUCAACUCCGCCAAGAUCCUGGAGGAGUGCCGCAAGCUGAAGGGGCGCAACGGCCUGGCCAACAGCAGCAUCUGGAUGGAGAAGAUGCCCCCUCCAGCCCCGCCCCAGAUCCCCUAUCCACCCCUCCCCAAGGAUCAACUGAACCCGCCCACUCCCAGUGUUUAUGUCCAAAACAAGACCGAGGCCUACUCGCAAGCCCUGGCAGACUAUUGCAUGUCUGCAGAUCAGCCCAUCACGGUCAUCCGGGGACUGGCCGCCGCACUCAAGCUGGACUUGGGUCUCUUCUCCACCAAGACGCUGGUGGAGACGCACGGCGACCAUCCUGUAGAGGUCAGGUCACAGAGGCAGCAACCUCCCGAUGAGAACUGGGACGCACUGGGCCUGAAGAGGGUUUGGCGAUGCGAGAGCAGUCGGUCCUUCACCACCAUCUCCAAGUAUGCCCAAUACCAGGCUUCCUCCUUCCAGGAGUCUCUCAGGGAAGAGGCAGAGAAGAACCAGAAAUACAAUUCAGAUAGUGACUCAUCAAGUACAUCAAAAAAAAAAAGAAGCAUUCUGGUGGGAGAGAAUUCAAAAUGCUCAAGUUCGGGACCAACGUGGAUUUGUCUGACGAGAGGAAAUGGAAGAAACAGCUCCAGGAGCUGACCAAACUCCCGUCAUUCACGAGAGUGGUAUCAGCAGGUAACAUGCUGAGCCACAUAGACUUCACCAUCCUAGGCAUGAACACCGUACAACUCUACAUGAAGGUGCCGGGGAGUAGAA
This is a messenger RNA of Strongylocentrotus purpuratus (purple sea urchin), 6106 nucleotides long. RefSeq names its product histone demethylase UTY-like. Bases 2681 to 5989 code for a protein of 1102 amino acids. Gene Ontology annotation, biological process: regulation of gene expression. NCBI's taxonomy places the organism in Eukaryota, Metazoa, Echinodermata, Echinoidea, Camarodonta, Strongylocentrotidae. The record is from RefSeq and is a predicted model, not a curated record. Gene Ontology annotation, cellular component: MLL3/4 complex. Gene Ontology annotation, molecular function: histone H3K27me2/H3K27me3 demethylase activity; RNA polymerase II cis-regulatory region sequence-specific DNA binding; protein binding. The transcript is spliced from 18 exons.